This is a messenger RNA of Plutella xylostella (diamondback moth), 1390 nucleotides long. NCBI's taxonomy places the organism in Eukaryota, Metazoa, Arthropoda, Insecta, Lepidoptera, Plutellidae. The record is from RefSeq and is a predicted model, not a curated record.
CAACCUACCGACAGACAAACAAACAGACAUCCAUAGCAAAUUUAACUCUCUGGCACCCGGUAUCAAAAUCUUAAAUAAAAGCUCGCUUCGUCUCCUCGGAUCCCCAGUUCUUGACGAAUCGAUUCCCAAAUAUAUUGACGAUGAAAUCACAAAAUUCCAGGAAUCAUCGCAUCGGCUGGUACAAAUUAAUCCGCAAAUCGCCCUGGUAAUCAUCAGAUACUGUCUUUUCGUUCCAAAAUUUACAUAUGUACUGCGAUGUUCACCUAUUUGGAGACACCAAAAUUUACUUAAUAAUUUGGAUGCGAUGAUCAGAAACAUAUUAACCGAAAUCCUAAAUUGCCAACUGGAUAACCGCAGCUGGGCCCAGGCAUCGCUGCCGAUACGGUUCGGCGGCCUGGGCAUCCGCUCGGCGUCCAGUGUGGCCCUCCCGGCGUUCCUGUCCUCGGCACACAGUACGGCUGGCCUCUACGGAAAGAUAAUUUACCCAUCGCUUGGCGAUGCAGAGGUCACCUACUUGGCCGAGGCCAGGAGCGCCUGGUCAGAUAUCGCCGGCCCACAACAAGAUGUCCCUCGACUACCGGAAUCCCAGAGACUGUGGGACGAGCCGAUCUGCAGGCAGGUUCAGGAAAAUCUCUUAGAAACUGCCACCAGCCCUGCAGACCGCGCCCGCCUCAUGGCUUCUGCCGAACCGGAGUCGGGACAUUGGUUGAGGGCCCUUCCAUCUGCGAGUGUGGGCACACUGCUGGACCGCAACACUUUUAACCUUUCUGUCUGUUUGAGACUAGGCUGUAAGACCAACGAGCCACAUCGCUGCCGUUGCGGGGACCCCGUCGACCAGCUAGGCCACCACGGCCUCUCCUGUCAGCGGAGUGCCGGCCGAUUACCCCGCCAUGCGGCCCUUAACGACGUCAUACGUCGGGCCUUUGCGAGCGCCGGAAUCCCCGCCAUUCUGGAGCCAACCGGCCUGGCGAGAGACGACGGGAAGAGGCCCGACGGUAUGACCGUAAUGCCCUGGAAGUACGGGAAAUGCCUAGUCUGGGACGCCACAUGCACCGACACAGUGGCCCCCUCCCACAUCCAGGGUAGUGCCGCGGCGGCGGGCACGGCGGCGGCUGCUGCAGAAAACCUCAAACGGCGCAAAUACAACGGUCUGUCUGACAGCUACAUAUUUGUGCCGUUUGGGGUUGAGACCCUGGGGCCCUGGGGACCCGAAGCGCGACGACUAGUAAAAGAACUUUCGUCGCGCCUGGUCGAGGUAUCAAGGGACCAGAGGGCUGGCAGCUAUCUCAGCCAGCGCAUCAGCCUGGCUAUACAGAGAGGGAACGCUGCCAGCCUCCUCGGAACCAUCCCAGGCGACGGCAGCGAACUAAAAGAAAUAUUCUACCUUUGA